ACUUCCGUCUUCGUAUCUGUCUUUCGUGUUCUCCGUCUUUCGUCUUCCUCUUUGGGCGUAGCUCUUGCGAUCCUCUGCUCCCUGUCUUCCGAUAUCAUUCUGAGAUUCAUUCUCGCCCAAUUCGCGGCUGUAAACCAGCGACGGUCAAGGAAUCCAAUCUCAAGAAGCGAUGUGGAGCUGGCGCUGCAAUCUUUGAUACGAGGCGAGGGCAGUCCACCGUGGCUUUCAAGGUUCAAUCAAAGUCAAGGCCUUUGCCUGGCUGGUAGCCAAUUGUUUUCCAUGAGCUGAAUGUAACGAGUCGUCGCCGAUUGUCUGUAAUUCCUGUCACGUCCUUCGGCGAACUUCCCGACGGGAUCACGAUUGGUGCAUUGGUCAUUUAAGUACAAAUAUAGCAUGUGCCGUCAAAACUCUUGUGUUCGUCCAUCAGUGGGAGACCCUGUCACAUCUGAUGAAAGUCUCUUGGUAUAUUGCAAGCCAGUGGAACUGUACAAUAUUCUUCACCGCCGAGCUAGGCACAAUCCUUCAUUUCUCCAAAGAUGUUUGCGUUUCAAAGUAGAAGCAAGGCGUCAAAGGAGGUUGAAGGCUGGAGUUGUAAUUUUCAACUACAAAGACUACAACAACAAGCUACAAAAGACUGAAGUUACUGAAGAUUUCUCAUGUCCAUUUUGCUUGAUGCAAUGUGCAAGCUUCAAGGGUCUACGGUAUCAUUUGUGCUCUUCACACGAUCUAUUCAAUUUUGAGUUUUGGGCAACUGAAGAAUAUCAAGCAGUAAAUGUGUCUGUGAAAGUUGAUACAUUGGGAUCUGAGACUAUUGCAAAUGGAGUAGACCAAAGGCAAAGCAGAUUCUUAUUUUGCUCAAGGCCACGGAGCUACAGGCCUAGAAAGGCCGUUCAAAAUGGAACACAUGUCUGCGUACAAUUUUUGGAAGUAGAUUUACCAAAGCUAACAGUGGAAGGCGUGCACAAGGAAUACCCGGAGAAGAAUGAGGAUUCUGAAUCUUAUCAAGAUCAAAACGCUUCCAAGUCAUCAUAUAGUGAGAAACACCACAUGAAUGGAGAAGAGAACCAUGCGGAUGACUCAAUAGAACAUGUUGCAUCCAGUUUUAAUCUUUCUGGCGUUCCAAUUGCCUCUGCUCAAUCUUCCGGGGAGAAUGAAUGGGGUAAAUUGCUACCUGGAAGUGAUUCUUCCCUCCCUGCCACGCUACAUGUUGCCAAAACAAGGAAGAUUUCCAUGGAACGGUCAGAUCCUAGAAACCGUGCACUCCUGCUGAAACGACAAUUCUAUCAUUCUCAUAGAGUUCAGCCAAUGGCAUUGGACCAAGUUAUGUCGGAACGAGAUAGUGAAGAUGAAGUUGAUGAUGACAUCGCAGAUUUAGAAGACAGAAGGAUGCUUGAUGAUUUUGUGGAUGUUAGUAAAGAUGAAAAGGAGCUUAUGCAUCUAUGGAACUCAUUUGUGAGGAAGCAAAGGGUAUUGGCCGACGGUCAUGUUCCUUGGGCGUGCGAGGCUUUUACAAAACUUCAUGGACAGAAGCUCAUCCAGUCUCCACCUCUCUUUUGGUGUUGGAGGUUAUUCAUGAUCAAACUUUGGAAUCAUGGCCUUCUUGAUGCUGGCACGAUGAACAGCUGUAGUAUAAUUCUUGAAAGUUGCCGUAUUGAGUGAUCUGCUGCGCUGAAAGAUUUAGAUGGAGAUGAUUAAUUGUUUUGCAUCGUAGAGUAAAUAGAUGAUAUAAUACUUACAUACUAUCUUUUGUUUAUCGCCGUUUACUUUCUUCUUCCACAUUGUUUAUGGCCCCAUUCUUGGAGAUUUAUUCAUGAUCACUUGAGCCAGAAGGAUUUUCCUGCUCGUCUGAAUGUAUUUGUCAUUAGAUUCGUUACAAUAGAGCUAAUUAUUACAAUUGGUUAAGAUGGCAAAAUAU
Messenger RNA from Tripterygium wilfordii, 1915 nucleotides. Its product is annotated as polycomb group protein EMBRYONIC FLOWER 2-like. The transcript has 16 exons. Gene Ontology annotation, molecular function: chromatin DNA binding. The record is from RefSeq and is a predicted model, not a curated record. Gene Ontology annotation, cellular component: nucleus. NCBI's taxonomy places the organism in Eukaryota, Viridiplantae, Streptophyta, Magnoliopsida, Celastrales, Celastraceae. Bases 394 to 1659 code for a protein of 421 amino acids.